Iphiclides podalirius (scarce swallowtail) is the source of this 2370-nucleotide messenger RNA. Lineage: Eukaryota; Metazoa; Arthropoda; Insecta; Lepidoptera; Papilionidae. The record is from the annotation of a GenBank genome assembly.
AUGGCUUAUCUCAACGCCGGCUGCGAUGUAAAUACGAAUAAUACAGCUGAUAUAAUUGACGAUACAAAUAUUGCGGAUGAUUUAUCUAUAGUUCCUUUUGAAAAAGAUACUUUUGCAAUAUGUGAGUUAUGUGGUAGAGUUGGGCGUCGUGGCCAGUUUUACUCUCGCAACAAUAAAUUCUGUUCAUUGAGAUGCCACGCCAGUAAACAAGGCAGACGUCGCCAUUGUAACUGGAGAUUCAUGCUUAUGGAAGGCGCUGAACACAUGGCGGGUCUUAUUCCAUUGGAACCACUUCCUCAACUACAGCAUUGGCAGGCAACAUUUAACGAUUUGCAGGCAGGACCAAUUAAGCAGUCUGCAGCAUUAAUAGCAAAUAGCUAUGAGUGGAAAGAUGAAUUAUUUGGUUGUGAUUUCCUAGCAGCUCCAGUCAGCCUUUUCAAACAUGCUCCCUUACAUGAGAUGUGGGACAACACAUUUGAAGGCAUGAAAGUUGAAGUAAAAAAUACAGACUGUGAUAAUUAUUCAGAGAAAAUUAAUGAUUACUUCUGGGUGGCUACUGUUUUGAAGGUAAAGGGUUACAUGGGUUUGCUACGUUAUGAAGGCUUUGGAAGUGAUGAUUCAAAAGACUUUUGGGUGAACUUAUGUUGCUCAGAAGUCCAUCCUGUGGGAUGGUGUGCAACUAGGGGAAAACCUCUCAUACCGCCCAGGAGCAUAGAAGAUAAAUAUACUGAUUGGAAAAAGUUUCUAGUUAAACAGUUGACUGGUGCUCGCACUUUGCCUGCUAACUUCUACAGUAAAUUAAAUGACAGCCUUGUAUCGAGGUUCUCCAUUGGUUCAGUGAUGGAAGUAGUGGACAAGAAUAGAAUAUCUCAAGUUAAAGUGGCGAGUGUAUGCGAAAUAGUCGGCAAGCGGUUGCAUGUGAAGUACUACGACAGCUCGCCGGAGGACAACGGCUUCUGGUGCCACGAGGACUCGCCCCUGAUCCACCCGGUGGGCUGGGCUUUCCGGAUCGGCCACCCGUUGGAUGCGCCGCAGAGCUACUGCCAGCGGGUCGCCGCCGGCCGCCUACUUCCAAACGACUCAACGCCGGACAUGUUCUACAAGUAUCCGAGCAACGAGCCGCCAUUAUUCUCCGAGGGGAUGAAGCUGGAGGCGAUAGACCCUCUCAACCUAUCGGCGGUGUGCGCGGCUACCGUGAUGCAGAUACUGAACGAGGGUUAUAUGAUGAUAAGGAUCGACUGCUACCCGGCGGACGCGUCGGGCGCCGACUGGUUCUGCUACCACCAGCGCUCGCCGUGCAUAUUCCCUGUGGGGUUCGCGCUGGCGAACAACAUACCGCUAGUACCUCCUGCCGGGUUCACGGUGGAGGAGUUCGGCUGGGAGCAGUACCUGUGCGGCAGCGGUGCGGCGGCGGCGGGGCGGGCGCUGUUCGCGGCCCGCGGCCACGUGGUCUCGCACGGCUUCGUGGCCGGCAUGCGGCUCGAGUGCGCCGACCUGAUGGACCCGCGCCUCGUGUGCGUCGCCACCGUGGCCAGGGUUGUCGCCGACCUGCUCAAGGUGCACUUCGACGGCUGGGGCUCCGAGUACGACCAGUGGCUGUGGGCGCACAGCACGGACGUGUACCCGGUGGGGUGGUGCCGCGCGGUCGGCCACCGGCUCGAGGGGCCGCUGCAGGCGCAGAGGCGCGCGCCGCCGCGGCCAGCGCGGCCCCCGCGCGCCCCCCGCCAGCACCGCCGCCGCAGGAAACAGGUUAGCAAAACGGCAGCCCAGACUCCAAACACAAAUGAGGAGAGCUCACAAAAUUCAGAUAUGGGUGAAACCAAGAGUCUGUCACCGCCUACGAGCGUGUCGGAGGUUUCUGCCGAGACAGAAUCCAAAGCUGAAGAUAAUGUUCCGAAUAUGGAUGAAGUUAGCAAGAUGGAAGUUGAUCUAGAGCUCAAUGAAACCCUUGAAGAAAGCAACGAAAGGCUUAGUGAGCCAAACUUGGAUGUCAUUAGUAUGCAAACUGAGGCGUCUCAAGAUUCCAGUCAGAACACUACCCAAUCAGAAGAGGCACCAAUGGAGGGUGAAGAAGACAAAGUGAUACCCAGACUAGUCAAUACAACAGUGCCGUUAGAAGUUCUGAACUCAGUGGACCCCGAGAAUUGGACCACGUCCGAUGUCUCCAAGUUCCUCACCGUGAAUGACUGCCAGCCCUACUGCGUCAACUUCGCACACAUCACUGGACCAAUGAUGCUGCAAUUAUCCAAAGAUGAGAUCAUUGAGUUGUUAGAGAUGAAAGUGGGUCCGUCUUUGAAAAUAUUUGACUUAAUACAACAACUGAAGUGUAAAAUAAAACAACCCCAGUGCAGAAUGCUGUCUAGUUUUAAG